AUGCCAAAGGUCAAGGUGAAGGGCAUUGGCUCACCACUGUCCUACCCCGUGCCAAAGGCCCAGCUUCAAAAGUUAAUCGAUCGUUCAACACGCGCACCCUAUGGCAAGGGCUCAGAGACAAUCACAGACCUCAAUGUGCGACGUGUCUGGCAGUUGCAGAGCUCGGACCUCACUAUCACAGGCAGACAGUUCACCAAGUUCUUUGAUGGCAUCAUCGAAACCAUCAAGGAGACGAUGGGUCUGAAGGACGAGGUCGUCCGGGCCGACCUGUACAAGCUGCUCAUCUAUGAGACCGGUGGCUUCUUCUUGCCACAUCGUGACUCGGAGAAGGAGGACAAGAUGUUUGGAACACUCGUGUUGUCACUGCCGUGUCCACAUCGUGGCGGCGACCUCGUCAUCAGCCAUUCAGACAAAGAGACAGUCGUGUCAUUGGAGAAUGACUCAAUGUCAUCGAUCAAAUGGACAGCAUUCUUUGCUGACUGUCGACAUGAUGUCAAACCAGUCACUGAAGGCAAUCGAGUGUGUCUCGUGUACAACCUGAUGAGGUCGGGAGCCAGGAAGAUCCCCAUCGCAAAAGACAUCACUGGACCACUGCUCAGAACAAUCAACAAAGCAUUUGGUAUCGAGUCCAACACUAGAGCCCCUGCCGUCUCUCCAGCAGACAUCAACAGCAACAACAAUGAGGUUAUAGAUGUUGAUGAUGAUAGUGAGGUUACAGAAGAGGACGAUAGAGACGAGGUCGAGGAUGAUGAUGACGAUGCCGAUGUCAAGAUCACAAAGAAGGCCAAGAUAUCAACAACAUCAACAACUACGACCAGAGUUGCAAGUGACUCAUCUGAUGAUAGUGAGGAGGAUGAAGACGAAGACGAGGAGGAAGAGGACGACGACGAAGAAGACGAUCCAUAUACAUUCGAUAGUGAUGGUGGAGAAGUUGUAUAUUACGAGACAAGCUCAGAGGACGUGUCAUGGCGCAAGAAAAAAGCGGUGGAGCCAGUUGGCACACCAGAGAAGAUUGUCUUUGCCCUGGAUCAUGUAUACUCCAUGGCCAACUUCACAUUAUCAUCACUCAAAGGCAAGGAUGCUGCACUGGCUCACUCACUACUAGCCAUCUCCGAAGAGGCUAAACUGAAGUUAUGUUUGGCAUUCAUUCAUGGUAAAGAAACAGGCAGGUACCAGAGUGAACCAUGGCAUCCACCAAGUAAAGUAGAUAUAUCACUGAUCCAGGUCAGGGACAUCUUGACCGACAGCAUGAUCGAAGAUGAGAUGGACUUAUGGGAUGGCGAGGUCUUGCCCCCUGGAUGUCUGAGUCGUGUCAAGCCAUACAAUGUUGAGGCUCAAGAAGCAACAGGUAACGAAGGUGGAGAAUACAAUAGAUUCUAUAGGAAAGCGGCAAUCGUGGCAUGGAGCACAAUUGGAACUGGUCCAUUUUCCAUCGUCAAGUCGGUGGAUGGAUCUUUGAAGAUUUUAAAGAGUGAGCUGGUCAAACUUGGAGGCAUCGAUGCCAACGCUCAGGCAUCAUUCGAUUUGAUCACAAGCUUGAUGGCCUCGUGGGAGAAAGCCGGAGACGGUGCCGAGUUUGAUGAUGUACACCUUACCAAAAUGCUCAAACUACUGCGGUCCAUCAAGGAGGAUGAUAGAUUCGUUCCCAAGAUGUUGGAGGAUAUACUCAAGUUCAUGGGCGAUUGUUACGACACACAGUCACACGAGGAAGCAAUCAUGGAGCUGCUGUUCCAAUGUCCAUCAAUGACACCAGAGUUGGUUGUUCGCCUGUUGGGUGUACUCAUUGUCCAGGCAUCAGUCGAUGAGGCUAUGACACUUCUCAACAAGUUGGUGACAGAGGCAACAACCAGUCUGAAUGAUCACCCUUCAAACUUGAUCACACUGAUACCAACAUUGGCAGUCACACUCUGCGACAGACUGGGCAGCACCGUAGAAUGUAAAAGAUUCUUGGUGUUCAUUCAAUCAGACAUGGCGACAGGUGUGUUGGAUGAAGCUCAGCGACAACAACUAUUGGACACGACCACAAAGUCUGCUCAAGCAUUCCUCAAGAGUGAGGUGAUGAUCGAGAUUGGCAUCACUGGCAAGCUUAAGAAUGUAAUCCAUCAUCUCAAGGCGGUCAGAGAGAAUACGUCGCAGACCUAUGUCACACUGGACCUGGUGAGGGAGAUGUAUGUUUCCGUGAUCAAUGAGUACGCACUGGAGCCGCACGGUGAUUAUAGCAUCGAAGGACUGUCGCGAAUCCAGGCCAUCAACAUGGAGUACCCUGACUGGGUCACUAGCACAGACUAUGACAAGUUGCUCAAGACAAUUGUGAACAGCUUAGAGAAUAUCAAAUCGAUCAGCAAAUUACAUUUUCUGUGGAGUGUGGUCCAGGCGCAUGCCGAUGAUGGUGCACUCUUCAACCUGCUGUUGGACAAUCUAUGCAAGGUCAUAUGGACUGGCAACACACUUGUUGGCCUCCUCUCACUAUUACACAAGGACUACAAAGACUCACCUCUGUAUGUCAGGCUGUGGGAGCAUGCAGUCAAGGGCUUCAUCCAAGGUGGCACCCAAUGUACAUGUGAGGGCUGCCUCAAGAUCACUGUCUUUGUUGAAUCCUUGGACAUGACGUUGCAUCUCAAGGGCACAGAUGCCGAGCGCAAGCACUUUGAGAUCGAGGCCACCAAGUUCAGUAUGAGGUACAGCACAAUGCGCGAAGGCAGGCCGCCCUUCACUUUGGUGCUGACCAAGAGGCCAAGUGAUCUUAUCGUUAAUCUGUCACCUCAUAUCAAGAAGCGCAAGGUGUUUGUUGACAUGUGCCACAGCCUACAUAUACUCUGUCCGUCCAACACUGAGAAUGAUAUACUCAAUCGUGUUGUCAACAACACAACACCUCCAGCAACCUAUCCCCACACACUAUUCAAGACAGUUGCACCAUUGGUACUGUUCCCUCCUCCAGUUCCAUUGAGGGAGGUUAUCAAUAACCUCGCAGAAGAAAUAGAGAUCAUCAUGGAUGGUGGCGGUGGUGUACCGAUGGACCACUCAGAUGAAGAAGUAGUGGACAAUGUAGUAAAGGAAGAGGUGAACAUCCCAACAACAUCAGUGGCCGUACCAACACGACGAUAUGUCAAGGUGGAAGAGGGUCACUCAGCCGCGGCUGCCGGAGAUGUCAAGGAGGAGGGCGUACCAACAGCAGCAGCAGCUCUAGUGCCCGUACCCAAGUUACACUAUGUCAAGGUCGAGGAAGAUAUUAAAGAGGAGGACGAAUAG
This is a messenger RNA of Acytostelium subglobosum LB1, 3249 nucleotides long. RefSeq lists its product as hypothetical. Lineage: Eukaryota; Evosea; Eumycetozoa; Acytosteliales; Acytosteliaceae. The transcript has 3 exons. Bases 1 to 3249 code for a protein of 1082 amino acids. The record is from RefSeq and is a predicted model, not a curated record.